AUGUGCAUAUAUGCAUGUACAUAUAGUACGCGAAUGCCUGACGGUGCACUUUAUGUACGUUAAUAAUCGCUAGUAAAAAAAAAUAUAUCGUAAAUUAAGUUCGUCAAGUGAUAUAAAUUUACAAAACCAAACAUAUUUAAAUAAAAAAGAAGAAAUGCCUCAAUAUUCGAUUAAAGUAAAAUGGGGAAAAGAAUUCUUUCCUAAUGUUGAAGUUAACACAGAUGAAGAACCAAUGUUGUUUAAAGCACAACUUUUUGCACUGACAGGUGUACAGCCAGAAAGGCAAAAAGUUAUGUUAAAAGGAAUGACAUUAAAAGAUGAUGAUUGGGGCAAUAUCAAAUUAAAAGAUGGUAUUACUGUUUUAAUGAUGGGUUCUAAAGAGGAAGAUGUACCAGUAGAACCAACUGAAAAGCCAUUAUUUUUAGAAGAUAUGAACGAAUCUGCAUUAGCUACUGCUUUAGAUUUACCAGCUGGUUUGACGAAUUUAGGAAAUACUUGUUAUCUUAAUGCAACGGUACAGUGCCUAAAAACUGUUCCAGAAUUAAGAGAUGCUCUAAAGAAUUUUUCAGGAGGACUCGCAGCUCCUGGUAGCUCAUCACUUGUACCUGCACAAAGUAUAACUGCUGCAUUAAGAGAUUUAUAUGAUAGUAUGGAUAAAGGAUCAUCUUUGCCACCUGUUGUCCUUGUUCAAAUGAUGCAUUUAGCAUUUCCAAGAUUUGCUGAAAAAUCUGAGCAUGGUGGAUUUCAGCAACAAGAUGCCAAUGAAUGUUGGACUGAGCUUAUUAGAAUGUUGCAACAAAAAUUACCAGCAAAGGAAAAUCCUGUUGCCUUAGAAAAUAAUGGACAAAAUUACAAGCCUCGUUCAUUGAUUGAACAAUAUUUCGGAGGAACAUUUGAUACAGAAUUAAAAUGUAUAGAAUCUGAGGAUGAACCUCCUACUAAGGGAAAAGAAGAGUUUUUACAAUUGAGUUGUUUUAUUUCAACAGAGGUUAAAUACAUGCAUUCUGGUCUUAGAAAUAAAAUGCAGGAACAAAUUACAAAAAUGUCAUCAACUCUUGGCAGAGAUGCAGUAUAUACGAAAACGUCAAAAAUUAGCAGAUUGCCAGCAUAUUUAACGAUUCAAUUUGUGCGUUUUUACUAUAAAGAGAAAGAAGCAAUUAAUGCAAAAAUUCUCAAAGACGUUAAAUUUCCUCUUGAAUUCGAUGUUUUUGAAUUAUGUAGCAGUGAACUUCAAACUAAACUAACACCAAUGCGAGAAAAAUUUAAGCAACAUGAGGAUCGUUUGGUGGAAGAAUCACGUAACAUAAAAAAUAGAAAAGAUAAAACAGAAAGUAAAAAGAAUGUCAAACAAGAACCAUUUUCGUUUCCAGAUGAUGUAGGAUCAAAUAAUAGUGGCUAUUACUCAUUACAAGCAGUUCUAACACAUAGAGGACGAUCAAGCAGUAGUGGUCAUUAUGUAGCAUGGGUUAGACAAAAACAUGACACAUGGUUAAAAUGUGACGAUGAAACUGUUAGCGCUGUAACUAGCGAAGAUGUAUUAAAACUUAGCGGUGGUGGCGAUUGGCAUUGUGCAUAUGUUCUUUUAUAUGGACCAAAAAUUUUAGAAGUACCUGAUACAGAUGACAAUGAUGAUUCAUCUGCUAAGUAAUAUUCUAUAAUCAACACGUAAAGACUAAAACAAAUGGGACACAAUUUCCAUCUUACAUCUGUUAGACAAAUGCAUUUUUUUUUUUUUUUUAUACAAAUGAAUGUCAAUAUAAUUUCAAUGUUAAGGUACUACAGAAUACUAUUCGUAAAAUCAAUGGCAGUUAUUUUUUACUAAAUUAUAAAAAUCUAAUAAUGCAUUAUAUAUAUCAUUUCUGCAUAAUGUGAGUACACAAAAGCUACACGUUCAUUGGUUCUGUACGCUUAUAAAUACAUGGUGAUAACGAAUCUUUGAAUUAUACAAAAAUACAUAAUUAUUGUAAACCAUUAAAUUGUUCUUUUAUAACAUUACAAUAAAAUUGCAAUUAAAAUUA
Molecule: messenger RNA, 2018 nt
Organism: Frieseomelitta varia
Lineage: Eukaryota; Metazoa; Arthropoda; Insecta; Hymenoptera; Apidae
Gene: Usp14
Product: ubiquitin carboxyl-terminal hydrolase 14
Exons: 6
Coding region: 155-1648 (497 amino acids)
Biological process (GO): proteasome-mediated ubiquitin-dependent protein catabolic process; regulation of proteasomal protein catabolic process; protein deubiquitination
Molecular function (GO): cysteine-type deubiquitinase activity; proteasome binding; protein binding
Source: RefSeq, a predicted model, not a curated record